AUGCGUUUACGUCGGAUGUGUGAGAUCAAAGCUCGCUCCAAAAAAUGCCACGUCGAUGAUGAGACCCACAAGCAGUACAUGAAAGGAGGAGAGGGUAGGGAGUGGUUGGAGAUAGCUUUGGCUGAAGCUAUCGAACGCUUGGGUACGGAGCGGAACCAGCACAAAAAACUCAGGGCUGAAUUUGCAGCACGCGUUCUGGUGGUCCGGGAAAGGAUGGAAAUGAAGGAGAAGGAAACCACAGGCAUGUGGCUGACGGAAGACAAGAUGAAAAAGUCAGGAGAUUACUCACCGGAAUCCAUCCGGUCAAUCAUUGCGUAUUGCUCCAAGUUUCCACAAGCGUUGGUUCGACAAUGGAAAUACAACCCCAACAUUCGGGAAUAUUUCGUGGAGACGGAGACCAAGCAAACGAUCAAACAAUCAGAACUGCGAAAGCAGCAAGAGAUUUCCGAUUGUGGAGACCCUUAG
Messenger RNA from Cladocopium goreaui, 465 nucleotides. NCBI's taxonomy places the organism in Eukaryota, Dinophyceae, Suessiales, Symbiodiniaceae. The record is from the annotation of a GenBank genome assembly.